This is a messenger RNA of Anopheles marshallii, 2814 nucleotides long. It is a transcript of the gene PIG-G, whose product is annotated as GPI ethanolamine phosphate transferase 2. Bases 1 to 2814 code for a protein of 937 amino acids. The transcript is spliced from 8 exons. The record is from RefSeq and is a predicted model, not a curated record. Gene Ontology annotation, biological process: GPI anchor biosynthetic process. Gene Ontology annotation, cellular component: endoplasmic reticulum membrane. Lineage: Eukaryota; Metazoa; Arthropoda; Insecta; Diptera; Culicidae.
AUGAACGUCCGACACGAUCAUAUAGCGGUGUACACUUUUGUGGUGUUUUUGUUUUCGUUCAGUUUGUUCUGCUACGGAUUUUUCCCUUUAUCCUUUUCUCCUUCGACGAAGGCCUCCUUUGACGAGCUACCUCAAACUAUCGGGAAUGCAAGUUUCAAUGGCACCGAUUACAAACCCCGUAUUUCAAGAGCCAUCCUGAUGGUGAUAGAUGCCCUGCGGAUGGAUUUUGUGGUGCAGGAAGAAAACUUCCAAUUCCUCAACCAACUCCUCAGCGAUGGUAAAGCAUGCCUGUACCGUCUGCAGGUCCAUCCGCCGACGGUGACAAUGCCGCGUAUAAAGGCGAUGACAUCCGGUGCCAUUCCCAGCUUUCUGGACGUGAUUCUCAACCUGGGCAGUCCAGAAAUGCAGCUAGACACCUUUCUGUACCAGAUGAAGCAACGGCAGCAGAAAACCGUGUUCUAUGGUGACAACACGUGGACUAACAUGUUUCCGAACACUUUUCAUCGUCGGGGUGAGAAUACGGAUUCGUUGUAUGUUAACGAUUUUUAUAAGGGUGAUCAAAACAUAACAAAGCUUCUAAAUAUGGAACUUCAGAUGUACGAUUGGAAGCUCAUGAUUCUCCACUAUCUUGGAUUAGAUCAUAUUGGACACGUGGAAGGUCCUUACAGUGAUAAAGUGCCGGGGAAGCUACAGGAAAUGGAUACAGUUAUUAAAACCAUCCAUCAAACCAUGGACAAAUGGAAACAAAAGUAUUACACUAAGCCAUUGCUAAUUAUUACCGGUGAUCAUGGUAUGCGUGAUUCCGGCGGGCAUGGAGGCUCAACGCACCCGGAAACAAUUGUGCCGGUCGUAAUUGUAAGCGAUCAAUGUGCGAAGAGUGAAGAUACAUUCCUGCAAAUCGAUCUUGCACCCAGCAUGUCCAUCCUAAUGGGUGUUGCAAUACCGUACGCGUCCAUCGGUUCCAUGAUUGAUCCUGCCCUAAAGAUGUUACAUCGAAGGGAUAUGCUUUAUGCGCUGUAUUACAACACUCAAAGACUGGCCUCCAAAGUGGAAGCUAUAUUAAGGGAUACAUUUCAACAAACUGAAGUCCACAAAUCAUACGAAGAAGCGAAAAACCUGCAUCAACUAUUUCUGCAGGAUACGACUGAUGUUUCCGCCUACAAACGUGCCCUUCUGCUUUACACAUCCGUGUCGAAAAACCUAACUCAGCUGCUUAUUUCCAGCUACAUACGAUACGAUAUCGUGUUCAUCCUUGUUGGAACGAUUAUGGCACUUUUAUGUGCGGCCAUUGCAAUCACCCAACUACUGCAGCACGACACCACAGCAACCGCGUUACCUUUGCACCCAAAACUGUUUCCCAGCAUCAAUUGUGUGCUGUUGAGUUUUCUGCUGCUGAAGCUUUUGUCGUUUGAAAAGGAAUCCGUCCAGGAGGCGACACAUACAUUUCACGCCGUAAUAGUCCUGCUGUCUGUAGUGUAUUUCACUCUCUGGGUGAUAUUGACCCAUUUGCUGAAGGGUGUAAAAGCACCCGCUGUGAUGUGGUUCCUUGAUGGUACAUCGUUUCUGUCACCAUUCAUUUGGUGCGGUGUAGGUUUCCAUUGCAUUUCUCUCGCAAGCAGUUCUUUCGUCGAGGAAGAACAUCAAACGUGGUACUAUUUUACCAGCAGCGUUAUGGUGCUGCUCACGCUGAAGCAGCUGAACGUAAUGAACAGUACGAUCGGUGUGAUUAAGCACACCAAAACCGAUCCAUCGCUGGUGGAAGUGUGCAAGGAAGAGCGUAGCAUAUUCUGUGUCGCUUCGAUAGCCUUCGUCUGCAUUCACGUGCUUGUACGGCGCUUUAAUCAAACGGGUGACAAAUGGCAACAUAUUCCCGAUGUUGGCGAUUGGUUAUCGAAGGAUGAGCAUAAGGUUUGGCUUAGUAUAACCAUGUUCGUUGGCUUGUGUUACUUGGUGUAUCAAAUUUGCUACAUGGCAGGAUUGCUUACCACCGUACUGUCGAUGACUGCGUCCAUGCUCAUCUACUACUACCGUGCAGCGUCUGGCACUGUGAGCAUCUUCGGACUAAGCGCAUCCAACUCGUCCAUUUGUCUCACGAUAUUUUGGAUCAAUUUGGUGGAAAUAUUCUUCAUCGGAUUCCUACCCAUGAUGUACCGUGCGAUUGUGACACGCACCACUCCAACGCGCUCCAGUGAACUGUACAGUAACUGCAUUAUCAUGGUUGCAUUACUGUCUGCCUUGUUGCACAAACCACACAACGUGCUGCUAGUGGGCACUCUUUUUGCUACGAGUAGAUUUCUAACGGAGCGCAUAGAUCGCAUCGCGGACGAUAAGUACUGUAGCGUAAUGCUGAAAGUUAUUACCCAUUAUUGGCUAGGAAAAACAUUCUACUUCUAUCAGGGCAACUCGAACAGUUUGGCUACAAUCGAUCUCAAUGCCGGGUACGUGGGACUGAACAAGUUCGAUAUCAUUCGAGUCGGAUUGUUCCUGACGCUUCAUACCUUUAGUGCGCCUAUUUUAAGCUUUCUGCUACUGCUUCAUCACAUUUUCUUGGACAAUGAGCGGGACGUUAGGCAACAACACCGGUCCGAAACGAGGAACAACAUACGGGAGCGGAUUCUUACCCUGCUAAACGUUCUUAUUACGGUACCAGUGAGUUUUUUCCUUGCGGUAGCCACAAUAUUGCGCGAUCACAUAUUUGUGUGGACCGUAUUUUCGCCAAAGAUCAUCUAUGAGUACUUUACCGUGUGGUUGGUACUAAUUCAGGUAAUUCUAGUCAUCUCGCUGCUGCCAAAGCCAAUGAGCUCCGGUGUGUGA